UUACUCGUAGUACUGGCAAGGCGCGGCAGCCCGCAAAUCUGACACCCACAUGUGCACAGCACACAGAUGGAGACGUCUCCUCCCCUGUCUAAUGUCUCCAUCUGUGCUCAUCAUGUAUGAGCCCACGUACCGUCCUCCGACGUCAGCCGUUCCAGAGACUCUAUCAUGGCAAGGUAGUCCUCGUUCUUCCACUCACUGGCAGUGCUGCCCCGCGACGGGCUGGGCGGAUCCCGCAGGUCCCCCAGCAGAUCCGACGUUUCAGUGAAGUCCCUCUCCUGCGGCGGGAAGGGGGAGGUCGGCAUGCGGCACGGACUACUGCCCAUGCUCUGCUGCUGCGGCGACCGCACCGGCGGCACCCACAUGAAGGGGCUCGACGAAGGGGACGGCCCGGUCUCUAGGAUGGGGAACAGCGGGAUGACCACAUUGCCGUCGGGUGGCCGCACCAGUGUCUCCUGCAGGGACGGGUCGGCGAUGUCGUCGUCUGCCUCGCGUGAGACGGAGGCGGGGGUGGCCCCCUCCUCUUCUUCCUUUGUCGUCGUUGUCCCCUCCUCGGCCGCAGGUGCCGGGGCGUCUCGUGCCUUGCUGCGGCGGUUGAUUGGAGGGAUGUCAAUCGUCAGAGUGUCGCUCGUGUUGCGGCGCUUGGGCCGCCCACUGUCGCGCUGGCCGCCCCGCUGCUCUCCUUCUCGCGCUUGCGGCUCGUGCGAUUCGGGGCCAUCAUCUAAGACGCUGUCAGGGAGCCAUCUGUUGUCAAGGAGCCGAAACAGAUGAUCAUCGGUGUCCUCCUGCUGCUGCUGCUCUUCUGUUUGGCCCUGCUGCUGAAAAUGCUGCUGCGCUUGGCCUUCUGGUGGUGUCUGGGGGUCGGUUCCCGCCUCGUCCUCCUCCUCCUCCUCCUGCUGCUGUUGUUGUUGUCGUAGCUCGUGUCUCGGGACUCUGGUGUCUUUGGAGAUUCUCCCCUUGGGCAUGCCUGCAGUGCGGGGCUUCAACUCAGUCGACCCGUGGGCGUACCGACACUUGUCGCCCAGCGUGCAUGUACCUAGGUGGAGGGAGAAAGAGAGAAGGCGUAUGGAUCAGGCGCUCAAUGCAAGGGCGUGGCGUCGUUCUGUCCAUGGCCGACUGACUGACCUUUGAGCCACUUCUGGCAUAUGGCGGUGUUGGCGAAGUACGGCGUAGCCCUCAGCUCCUCGCGGGAAUGGGCGUAGCGACAUGAAGGGAGACGGCACUCACGACCCUACACAUACAGCAGAGCACAGACAGUGCAGCAUGCAUGCAUGUGUGUCAUCUCAUCUGUGCUUUCUGCCACCUUCUUGACUUGUGGACACAUGGCGGUUUUAUCCAAGUUGAUGGAUGGCCGCAGCUCAUCGGGUGUGUGAGCGAAGCAGCACUGCUCCGGACAGUCCUGCCACGCCACGCAUGGACACGACACAGUGAAGGGCAUGCCAUUGGAUGGUUGAGCUCAGAGGGCUGCAGGCAGGCAGGUGUCUUGCUCCACUCACCGAGUAGCGACAGUUGGGCAUGAAGGGACACAUGCUGGACACACGGAGACACCAGAGGACCAGUGAAUGUCUGGCACAUGCCUUUCGUCAUAUCCCUCCUGCGCACCUUGUCUUGAUGAACUGGCGCUUGAAGCGCUGAUUGAACCGGUGGUUGGAGUCACUCACCUUCUUCCUUGUCCCUGGGCCCGGAUUCGCCAUGCUGCUGCCAGUGACCCCCGAACGAGUAUCCGCCCCUCGUGAAGCCCCAAUUGCCGCCCCGGGACGAGUCGUCCUGUCCUCUGGGGUGGUGGGGGAGAAAGAGGAGGUCACCGGCCUCGGAUGCAGCUCAUGGAUCUCUCGAAGGUACCUCGCGUCUGGGAGGAUGAGAGGAACGUACGGACGCGAGUACAUGUGGUGGGUCUUCACCCUCACUUCCCAUAAGACCACUGGCAGAUCGCCCUCCUUCUCGAGACUGCGCGCUGUGCCCCCAGGCGGCCCCCAGUCUCGAGGCGUCAACAGAGGGAACAU
Molecule: messenger RNA, 2000 nt
Organism: Vitrella brassicaformis
Lineage: Eukaryota; Vitrellaceae
Source: the annotation of a GenBank genome assembly